Molecule: messenger RNA, 1617 nt
Organism: Betta splendens (Siamese fighting fish)
Lineage: Eukaryota; Metazoa; Chordata; Actinopteri; Anabantiformes; Osphronemidae
Gene: mul3
Product: mitochondrial ubiquitin ligase activator of nfkb 1-A
Exons: 4
Coding region: 128-952 (274 amino acids)
Biological process (GO): organelle organization; protein ubiquitination
Molecular function (GO): ubiquitin-protein transferase activity
Source: RefSeq, a predicted model, not a curated record
UAAAGUGAUUAUUUAGCAUUAUUGUGUUGUGCGUGCAUGUGAUUUGUACUUCGACUUCGAUUUAUAGCACUUUACAUGACUUUUCUUCGCUGUAGUAUAUUGUACAUGGUUUUUCGCUACAGAAAAAAUGAGUGACCUUUCCCUAAACUCGCUCAUCUGGAUUGGUGUCGGGUCCAGCUUUGCCUGUUCUGGCCUAUUUUAUUAUCUAUACCGAGAAAAAAAUAAGGAAUUUAAUAAGCUAAAGGAAAUCCCCAUUUUCAAACCAGACCAACAGCUGGUCAAAAUACUGAAAUCCUCUCCUCACAAGCGCUUGCUGUAUGUUGCUGUGGAAGGUAUGGUCCAAGCAGAUGCUGAGCCUUUGACCAGUCAGUUUGUUCCACAAUGUUUUGGUGUUAUUCAGAAGACAACAAUGCAAGAAAACUGGCAGUAUUGGAACUCACUCAGCAAAACGUGGAAUACUCAGACCAUUAACAAAAAAGAGACCAGCAACACGGUCCCCUUCAGCCUGGUUAGCCCUGGGGCCUAUAUUGGUGAUUUGUAUGUAAAGGUCCACAAACCUCUGGAGGCCUCUGGGUGCUACCUUGAAAGGGUUUUCAGAAAAGUCAAACAUGCUGAGGAGGGUUUUGUGAAUGUAGUGUUGCAGGGCCUUAGUGGGAAGAAACCUGCAAAGAUUGAGGAGAGCGAAGAGCUGCUCCGAGUGGGAAGCACCCUGACUGGAUUUGGGGAGGUUGUGCUGGAGGGAGGCCAGGUAAUGCGUCUACAAGCUCCACAGGAUGGCCGGAAGUACAUCUUGGUUCCUACUGAUUACAGGAGCUUUAUAGAGAGGCACGAGAAGUCAGCGAGUAUGUGGAUGAAACUGACUGCUAUUACUGGCCUCACAGGGAUUUCUCUUCUAGCAGGGGUUAUGUACAACCUUUUUGGUACUCAUGGUGACAGAACAAAAAAGGCUUAGCAAGGUGAAUAGACAGGAAUUAGACAAAUGUUUGUUUUUUAAAUGGACAAAUUUGAAAUUAUUUUUAUUUUUAACUAUAUUUUUAUUUUUAUACUAUUUGUGAAUUUGUGCAUACUGUGACAUGAGGCCCUAUAUUUUACUAUAAUUAUUAGUAUAGUAAUUAAUUUAGUGUCUUUUGGUCAUACAAUAAUUGCAAUAAUAUAGGGAAUAAAUUAUUGUAGAACAGUUUAUCAAAUAAACAGGCUUUCAUUAAACUAUCAGGUAUCAGAGUUCUAUUUGUUCUUUUUUAUAUGCUUUUGACUCUAUAAAGAUAGUGUAAAAUAAGAUAAUAAAGAAAUAAAGCAGUUUAUUAUUAUAGUCAGAGUUAACUUGCCCUAAAUAGACAGUUGUACAUCCACAUUGUUUGUGGAAAAUAUGACCAGUUUGAACUGUAGGUUCAAAAGUAUUAAUUUGGUUUUGACAGGACCACAGCUAAAUCCAAAUAUUUUUUUUGACAGCCUAUAUAAAACCAGGGGUAGUUUGUUAACAAUGACUUGUGUCUGUUGUCUUAAUUAUUAUACAUUAUUUUUUAUUGUUUUAAGGUUUCUUUGUUAAUCAGCUAUGUUUUGGUCAAUCAUUUCUUUAUAUAUAUUGUUUAGGACACAGGUGGUCUUUUUUUUUUUUUU